This is a messenger RNA of Cuscuta campestris, 2329 nucleotides long. The record is from the annotation of a GenBank genome assembly. Lineage: Eukaryota; Viridiplantae; Streptophyta; Magnoliopsida; Solanales; Convolvulaceae.
GACUACAUUUCCUUUCACCAGGGUUCUUAUGCCUUAAUGACAGGUACCAGUACUCAAAGGUACUUGCGUUCUUCAUAUUGGCCAGAAGAUCCGCCUGAUACAUUCCUUAAUGUGGGAAGAACAAAUUAUGAUAGAUUCAAUCUCAGAGAAGAAGAAGAAGAAGAAGACGAAGAAGGGGGCCCACUGUUCACGCAGAAGAGGGGUUGAAGCCAGAAAGGCUCAACACACUUCCUGAACUCAGAUGUGAGAGUUGGGUCUGAAUCUUCAUUACAGUAUGGAACCCCCAAGGGGCUUUCUCGCAUCCCUCUGCAACUUCAUACGCUUUCUCCCUUACUUCAUUGCCCUUCUCAUUCUUGGCUUUCUUAAAGGUUCAAUUCUGUGUCCGUUUAUACUUCUUAUUAUUACCAUUGGAAACUCUGCUGUGGUUUUAGGCCUUUGGCCGGUACACCUGUUCUACACAUAUUACUCCAUCUUAAGCACAAAACAACUAGGUCCGGUCUUGAAAGCGGUUAUCUGCAUAUGUCUUCCAGUUGUUUUAUCGUUGUGGUUAGUGAUUGCAAUUGCGAGCAGCAUUAUUGGUGGGGCAGCAUAUGGUUUCUUCUCACCCAUGCUUGCCACUUCCCGAGCUGUUGAACCUGGGAAGGAUAACAAAUUUUAUCACUGCAUAUGUGAUGGUACUUGGGAUACAGUCAAACGGAGCUUUACCAUUGUUAGGGAUGUUGGGGAUGUUUGUUACCAUUCCUACUUUUCAUUUAUGGAUGAUCUACGGCUUCAAGGGGCAGGAAAAUAUUAUGAAUUUAGGCUGCUUUAUCUUCCUGGAACAUUAAUUGGUGGCUUGCUUGGAAUUAUUGUAGAUAUGCCAAUGAUCACCAUGAUAGCUGCUUACAAAACCCCUUACAUGCUAUUUAGAGGAUGGCACCGUUUGUUUCAUGAUUGUAUAGGACGGGAGGGCCCUUUCUUGGAGACAAUCUGUGUGCCUUUUGCUGGGAUUGCCAUCCUGCUCUGGCCGUUGGCGGUUGCUGGUGCAUUGUUAGGUUCCAUGGUAUCUAGUAUCUUCCUCGGUGCAUAUGCAGGAGCUGUUGUCUACCAGGAGAGUUCUUUCUGGUUGGGGCUCUGCUACAUUGUCGCAUCUUUAUCCAUAUAUGAUGAGUAUAGCAAUGAUGUUCUUGACUUACCUGAAGGAUCAUGCUUCCCUAGGCCCCAAUACCGAACGAGGACCUACUCAAGAACCAGCUCCCGUGCAGCGUCUUUCUCAAGGCCGACCUCUUUCAGGAAUUCAUUUUCUUCUCACAACACACCUAUGGUUGAGUUGAAACACAUUGAGUUUGCUAACGGGUUUUUCAAAGAGUGUCAACGUUACGGGGAAAUAUUAGUAUCUGAAGGAGUGUUGACUCAAAAAGAUAUUGAAGAUGCCAAGUCUAAUAAGGACAUUGGGCGAAUCUUAAGUAUAGGUCUACCUGCUUUUGGUGUGCUUCAGAUACUCUUACGUUCUGCUAAAGCCAACUCCUCUGGUUUGUUGUUAAAAGAUGAUAAUAAUAGUACUACCGAGAUAAGUAGCACAAACAGGCCUAAAGAUGCUUUUUAUGACUGGUUUCUCAAUCCGCUUCUGAUCAUGAAAGACCAGAUCAAGGCUGACAACCUUUCUGAAUCCGAAGAGGAGUACCUCGGCAAAUUGGUCCUGUUGUAUGGGGAUUCUGAGAGGUUGAAUAGAUCGAACAUUGAUCUGCUGAAACCUGCAUCUGAGAUAAGGCGGGCUGAGCUUGAUGCAUUAGCUCGAAGACUUCAUGGGAUAACGAAAUCCAUAUCGAGAUACCCAACAUAUAGGCGGCGCUUUGACAGCAGCAUGAAGGCAAUAUUAAAUGAACUGGCUGCAAAGAAGGAUGGUGACAGCAGAACGUGUGGAGCAGAAGCUUCAAGUAUCCCCAGGUCAAGGAGCAUGUUUGCUCGGAUUUUUAGCCAGAAAUCUUUGGAAGGCAGCAAAAAUGGAUCCGACCCCGAGGCUCAGACAGUCUCUUUGGGGAAGAGCUGAAAUCCAGCAUUAGUAACCGAGCAAAUCGAUUGUCUAUAUGGUUUUGAUUAUAGCUUCUAGUGAUCUUGAGGGGCUUAAAAUUUCCUCCUCAUUGUGUAAAGUUUGUUCUUUGUCAUUCAAGAAUUUGCAUUUUCAAAGAAAAACAAAAGAGAGAGUUAUGUCCGUCCGUGGUUAUGAUUGUUUAUCUGUUUUUCUUAUAAAUAUCCUUGUUGUGAUUUAAUUUAAAGUGCAUGACAUACAGAAUAUGGGCGAAUUCGAAUGCCCUUUUUCACAUGGAAUGAAUGAAUGAUUUGUGUGAUA